Molecule: messenger RNA, 1018 nt
Organism: Sapajus apella (tufted capuchin)
Lineage: Eukaryota; Metazoa; Chordata; Mammalia; Primates; Cebidae
Product: complement factor H-related protein 2-like
Exons: 3
Coding region: 143-637 (164 amino acids)
Source: RefSeq, a predicted model, not a curated record
CUCCAUGAACUUUGAUAUUUACCACAAAGGGCCUCACUAAACUAGCUUCCCGUUAGUACACUGAAAUUCAAAGUCAUGCUCAUAACUGUUAACGAAAGCAGAUUCAAAGCAACACCACCAUCACUGGAGUAUUUUUAGUUUUAUGCGAACGGGACUACCAAGCAUGCUGCUCUUAUUCGGUAUAAUUCUAAUCUCAUGGGUAUCCACUGUUGGGGGAGAAGCAACACUUUGUGAUUUUCCAAAAAUAAACCAUGGAAUUCUGUAUGAUGAAGAAAAUUAUAAGCCAUUUUCCCAAGUUCCUAUAGGGGAAGUUUUCUAUUACUCCUGUGAAUAUAAUUUUAUGUCUCCUUCAAAAUCCUUCUGGACUCGCAUAACAUGCACAGAAGAAGGAUGGUCACCAACACCAAAGUGUCUCAGAAUAUGUUUUUUUCCUUUUGUGGAAAAUGGUCAUUCUGACUCUUCAGGACGGACACAUCUGGAAGGUGAUACUGUACAAAUUGUUUGCAACGCAGGAUACAGCCUUCAAAAUAAUAAGUACAACAUUUCAUGUGUAGAAGGUGGCUGGUCCUCUCCUCCCAAAUGCACCUCCACUAGUAAGCAAAAUUCUGCUCUCUCAGAUCAUGGUAUCUUUUGUUAAUUUUUAAAAGAAAUAAAUCUAUUGUUACAGGUUAAAUGUAGAUUUCAUCACUACUUCUAUCAUUAUUUGUUUGAUUUUCAGCUCCAAUUGUGUCUAAGUAGAUGUGCAAUAACAUAGUUUGCCUACCUAUGUAAAUCGAAUGUAUGUGAUAGGUAGAAAUAUUAUACAAGAAUACACUUUGAAGAAAAUCAGUUUUAAGCAAUAAUCUGUUUGGUAUUUAUAUUAUCAGGUUAGUUAACAAUAAAUGGUUACAAAACUGAGGUAAUAAGUGAAAAUAAGUCCAAUUCCAGUUAAAAUGUCUUAAAAGAGAGCUUUUACUAUUUAUCUUUCUUUAAAUUCAUAUGCUCGAGUCAAUAAAGCAUCAUCUUCUACGUUGUAAAA